Molecule: messenger RNA, 1050 nt
Organism: Indicator indicator
Lineage: Eukaryota; Metazoa; Chordata; Aves; Piciformes; Indicatoridae
Gene: CYRIA
Product: CYFIP related Rac1 interactor A
Exons: 11
Coding region: 41-1012 (323 amino acids)
Biological process (GO): regulation of actin filament polymerization
Molecular function (GO): small GTPase binding
Source: RefSeq, a predicted model, not a curated record
GAAUGUGAAUUGGAACUACUUUAUUUCUAGGUUUGCUGGGAUGGGUAAUCUUCUUAAGGUCCUUACCAGGGAAAUUGAAAACUAUCCACAUUUUUUCCUGGAUUUUGAAAAUGCACAGCCCACAGAUGGAGAAAGGGAGGUAUGGAAUCAGAUCAGUGCAGUUUUACAGGACUCUGAAAGUAUGCUUACAGACCUUCAGGCUUACAAAGGAGCUGGACAAGAAAUUAGAGAUGCAAUACAAAAUCCCAAUGAUAUCCAGUUGCAAGAAAAAGCAUGGAAUUCAGUAUGUCCUCUGGUUGUAAGACUGAAACGCUUUUAUGAGUUUUCACUCAGAUUAGAGAAAGCCCUGCAAAGCUUAUUGGAGUCCUUGACAUGCCCACCUUAUACUCCAACUCAGCACCUGGAACGGGAACAGGCUCUGGCAAAAGAGUUUGCAGAAAUCUUACAUUUUACUCUUCGUUUUGAUGAACUUAAGAUGAGAAACCCAGCCAUUCAGAAUGACUUCAGUUAUUACAGGCGAACAAUAAGUCGCAACAGAAUAAACAACAUGCAUCUAGACAUAGAAAAUGAAGUAAACAAUGAAAUGGCCAAUAGGAUGUCCCUCUUCUAUGCAGAAGCCACACCAAUGCUGAAAACACUCAGUAAUGCAACUACACAUUUUGUAUCAGAAAACAAAACAUUACCAAUUGAAAAUACAACGGACUGUCUAAGUACUAUGGCUAGUGUAUGUAAAGUCAUGUUGGAAACACCAGAGUAUAGAAGUAGAUUCACCAGUGAGGAGACACUUAUGUUCUGCAUGCGCGUAAUGGUGGGAGUUAUUAUUCUGUAUGAUCACGUUCAUCCUGUGGGAGCUUUCUCAAAGACAUCAAAGAUCGACAUGAAGGGAUGCAUAAAAGUUCUAAAGGAGCAACCACCUGACACUGUGGAAGGUCUUCUGAAUGCUCUCAGGUUCACUACAAAACAUCUGAAUGAUGAAUCUACUUCAAAACAAAUUCGAGCUAUGCUGCAGUAGUAUCCUGAGACAAGUAGGUGUUUGUAUUGAUCACAGAA